UCCAGUUCUUCUACGACCACGGCAUGCUCAGCUCCGCGCUCUACAACGACGCCAUCAAUUGCGACUUCUCCUUUGGCUCGCCCGACCUGGAGUGCCGCGGCCACAUCAACGCCGCCUUCUCGCCAUGGUACGACCCCAUCGAUCCCUACAACAUCUACGCGCCCUUCUGUCUGGCGGACGUGUCGGCAGCACGCCUGUCUGCCUUUGUGCGCAUGAACCCGCGCCUGCGCUUCUCCAUGGCCGCUCAGCAGCAGGCAGCACAAGCGCUGCAGCAGCAGCAGCAGCAGCAGGGUGCCUUGGCUUAUCCGGGUGAUCCCUCCAGCGCUGCACCACAGGGUGCGCGGCUGAGCGGCAAGGCGGCGGACCCGCUGGACAGCGCAGCGUGCAUGGACGCGUGGGUGCAGCGCUACCUGCGCUCGCCUGCCGUCUACAGGACCGUCAAGGCGCCCGCCGCUCGCGCCAUGCAGUGGAGUGUGUGCACCAACGGCAUAGACUACAGCAGCAACGACCAGGGCGCGGACAUCAUCCCCACCAUCCAGGGGGCUGCUGGCGCACCCCCUCCGCUUCUGGAUCUUCUCCGGCGAUGCGGACAGCGUGGUGCCGUUCACGGGCACGCGCGUGUGGAUAGAGGCGCUGGGGCUGGCCGUGCUGCAGCCGCAGUACCCCUGGCUAGCGCCGUCGGGCCAGGUGGGCGGGUGGGCGACGCGGUACGAGGGGCUGACAUGGGUGACGGUGAGGGGGCGGGCCACCAGGUGCCCACCGGCAAGCCCGAGGAGGCGUUCGCACUCUUCCAGGCCUUCCUCAGCGGCCACGACCCGCCCUACACCGCCUCUGGCUGACCGCUCUGCGCCCGAGGUGGCACUGUGGUGUGGGAAAACUACCUGCUAUGAGUUGCCUUGUAAUGUAUUUAUUGAGUUAUGUGUUUCCGGCUCACCAAGUGAUGGUCGUGUUCAACAGAGAGCAGGUGAAGGAGCCAUCUCAUGCCAUGGCCAGCUCAUGUGGUUGGUGAGAUGUCUG
Closterium sp. NIES-67 is the source of this 1017-nucleotide messenger RNA. NCBI's taxonomy places the organism in Eukaryota, Viridiplantae, Streptophyta, Zygnematophyceae, Desmidiales, Closteriaceae. The record is from the annotation of a GenBank genome assembly.